This is a messenger RNA of Motacilla alba alba, 2960 nucleotides long. It is a transcript of the gene REC114, whose product is annotated as REC114 meiotic recombination protein. The coding region runs from base 5 to 622 and encodes 205 amino acids. The transcript has 5 exons. NCBI's taxonomy places the organism in Eukaryota, Metazoa, Chordata, Aves, Passeriformes, Motacillidae. The record is from RefSeq and is a predicted model, not a curated record.
CGGCAUGGCGGCGGCUGCCGGCGGUCGUGGCUCCCAGCCUGGGCUGGCUUCGGCACCGGGCAGCGCCGGCGACACCUCCCUCCUCGGUAGCGCCACGGUGUGGCCCUUGAAGCGCUACGCUCGCUUCCUCCCCCCGAAGGACGGUGACGACGAGGGGCAAAACACCUCUUGGAAGGUGUUUGAAUCAAAUGAAGAAUCAGGCCCUCUUGUCCUUACCAUUGUGGAGUCUGGCCAUUUCUUUAUUUCCCAAGGGCGAACGGUGCUGGAAGGCUUUUCCCUGAUUGAUUCCCACAAGUGGCUGAAGAUAGUGAGGAGAGCAGAGUGCCUGCUGCUGCGGGCACAGGCCAAGAACGAGUGCCGCAUGUUCCGCGUGCAGUUCGGAGGCAGCUGCAGGGAGGAGAUGCAGGAGCACUGCUGCAGCUGUGUCCAGAAACUCAGCGACUACGUCCCGGUGCAGGGGGCUGAGGAGCAGAGCCCCAGCCAGGACACCCAGGCCAUGGACACUGAGCACGCACCAGAUGAGCCUCUCCCAGACUCCUGCACAAGCCUCGGAGAAAGAAGAUCUGUAGCACAGCUCGCACAGGUAAAAAACAAACCUCUCCUGUUUAGAGUCUGUACCUGAGCCUGAGAAUGAGCUGUCUCAGAUUCCAUCUGGGAAAUGCCUUCCCUGAGCAUUGGGAUGCUGGAUCUGUGUAAUGAUCCAGAGCCAGGGAAUAAGCAGCAAAACAAGGUGUUUGGUGGUGUAAUCACCCCAUUUGAAUAGGAACAAAUGACACACUGAGAGCAAAGAAAUACCCAGAGGCAACAUCCAAAUGAAUGGCUCUGGCACUGGUUUGACUCUGCACCAAUGACGUGUGCAGAGCAGAGCUGAAGCCUGAAAAUGUCAAUCAAGGAAUCACAGAAUAUCCCAUCUAACCCUCCUCUCUGGCAGUGGGAACCCGUUCCCCUUUGGCCCAAGUCCCUCUCCAGCUCUCUGGGAGCCCCUUUAGGCACUGACAGGGGCUCUGAGGUUCCCCUGGACCCUUCCCAACCCUGACCCACAGCAAAGCAUCCCCAUAUUCCACAGACAGCUUCACUGAGCAGUUCCGGGUAAACAUCUGGAAAUCAACUGGUGCUCAUUUACUGGAAUUCAGGCCAGUGCAGAAGCAGAUGAGCAGAAAACUCUGCUCUUUCUGGUUUUGUGCAGUUCCUUCCUUACCCUUAGUUCGUAGUCACUGGCUGAGCACUGAAUCCCAGACUGGGCUGGAUUGGAAAGGAUCUCAAAGGUCACCUCAUUCCAGCCCCAGUGCCACCAUGCCCAGAGUUCACCCAGCACCAUGGGAAAAAGCUGGGAGAGGGGAUUAAAGAGGGAUGAAAAAGAAGUUUUAACAUAAAAGCCCCACACUUCACUUCCAAAAGACAUCUGGCUAAAUGAAAAGCUUGGAAGUGCACGCUUGGUUAUCCCUACACAAUCCACGUGGCAGCAGGUACAGCUGAUAAAGAGCGUACACUGAUUACAGAACAGAUCCCCAGCAGGAAGCCACAGCACCCAGGAAAUUGGCACUUCCAGGGUCCACUGCCAAGUGAAAUAACUGCAGGGGCAUUUGACAGUGUGUGAAAGCCACACUGGAAUCACACCCGAGAAAAGCUCACACACAGAGACCCCAGCUGAUGAUAGCACUCCAAGAGCAUCACACCCAGGCAGCUCCACGCCAGGAGGGCUGGGGUGCGGCCGUGUGGCCGUGUCCCAGGUCAGGGCCCCCUUCCCACCUUCCGUUCGCAGUCGGUGCUGCGGCAGCGGCCGGAGCUGCCCCCGGCGCUGCGGCACCCGGCCUGGAGCGCCCGGGAGCUGGGGCCCUUCAUCCGCCUCUGCCUCAUGGACCAGCACUUCCCCGCCUUUGUGGAGGACGUGGAGAAGGAGCUGCACAGACUGGCCAAGGAAUGAGGUACUCCCAGCACUCCAGGGGGUGCACACAGCUCUGCUGAUUAAAGGUUGAAAAACAAGGCUACAGCGGUUUUUGUCGGUGUUUUAUUUUUAAAAACGGGUGAAUCCACUUUUUAUACAUCAUUGCACUUCAACAAAUACACAGAACACGAGUUCAUGCAGCUACAGUUACGCACAUCAUGAGAACCCUGGUAGGUCUAUUUCUACAAUCUUUAAAUCAUGAGAAAUUACAGUGUCAAACUAAAGAGGAAUAACUAGUUGCAUAGAAUAUCACCAUGCUGUAAGAUUUCAUCAUUUAAACAAAACAAAAAAAAAAAAAAAAGAAAAAUUAUAAAAGUUUGCCUGAAUUGAAUGUACAAGAAUAUGUCGAACACAUCAGUGCAAAAGGAUUUGAGAAUUUACAUGAGUUAACAAAAAAAAAAAAAAUCACUUAAAAAGCAAUCAUAUAUAUAUAUUUAUAAACGGAAGGUUUGUUUUUUGUUUCCAACUGCAUCCCACCACCACCAGCAGCCCCUGGCACCACCCAGCCCCGACGCCCAACAGGACACCCCGCGCUCCACGGUUAAAGCCCUUAAGGAAAUUCCAAUGUCCCUGCUGCGAGCACCGGCCCGGCAUCGCUCCCUCCUUCCAGCCAUACAGUAAGGAAUGAAUAUCAGCAGCUUCAAAAUGAACCACAACGACUUCUGGUUUCCCCUCCCCCAAAUAUAAAUAUAUACUGUAUAUAUCUUUAAGUUUUGCUGUACUUUACAAAAGAAGUCUCACUAGAUGGCAGCGGUGCGGUUUGAGCGGUGCCGAAUUGAACAGCUACAGGAAGUAAAAAACAGCGCAUGCGUGAACCCCUGGCUACUGCUCGUGUAAAGAGAGGAAAGGAGGAAAAAAAAGCAACAUUCACAGCACAUCAAGCCCAAAAGAGUUUACACCUUCUACACGGAAGCAUUAUUAAAAUUCAUCUGGCUAGGUCAUCCUUGCAGGAGAGGCUAAAUAAGGCAUGCGUUAGACAGUCAUAUCGUUGCUCACUUGGAAAGGAAAGAAAAAA